Colletotrichum chrysophilum is the source of this 1506-nucleotide messenger RNA. RefSeq lists its product as uncharacterized. Gene Ontology annotation, biological process: epoxide metabolic process. The transcript is spliced from 4 exons. Lineage: Eukaryota; Fungi; Ascomycota; Sordariomycetes; Glomerellales; Glomerellaceae. The record is from RefSeq and is a predicted model, not a curated record. The coding region runs from base 1 to 1506 and encodes 501 amino acids. Gene Ontology annotation, molecular function: epoxide hydrolase activity.
AUGGUGACUCCUCUUGAGAACAGCGCCGUCUUGGCAGGUGAUGAGAUUAGGCCUUACCGCAUUCAUGUUUCAAGCAAAUACCUCGACCUCACGAAGCAAAAGCUGGAACUCACCAGGCUGCCUCAUGAAACUUCAGAACCCAAGUCGCAAGACUGGUGGGAGCCGAAACCCCGGAUCGAGCCGCUCGUUGACUACUGGCUCGAAAAGUUUGACUGGCGAGAGCAAGAGAGGCUCUUAAACGCCCAGCUCCCCCAAUUCCGUACAGCAGUCCUCAUCCCGGGCACCGAGGCUUCCGUGCGGUCUCACUUCAUCCACCAUCUUAUUCAGCCUCUGGCAGAGCCGGAGGAUCCGGAGAAUAAGCAGCCUUUCCACGUGGUGAUUCCCUCUUUGCCUGGUAUCGGCUUCAGCGAUGCGCUCCCAAGUAACACAUCCGUCAUCUCGGCGACGGCAGAGGUUCUCAACACCGUCAUGACAAGACUUUCGUACUCGACAUAUGUCACGACAAACACAGCUUCAGCCGCCUCAAGUCCCGCAGAAAUCGACUGGAAAAUCGCCAGCUACCUGGCGACGCACUACCCCAACAGCUGCGUAGGCGCCCACUUCAUCAACCCGUCCAUCAAAGCACCGACUGCGCAGGCAGCGCCUCUGGAGUGGAUGAAGUGGUCCAUCGCAAAGUUCUUCCGCGCCCCAGUACUGGGUUACCAACGCGAGGACUUCGCUUCCUUGGACCGGGCCUCCAAAUCGCCAGCUACCCCUCCGCCAGACAUGCUGGAGCCAAAUACGCCAUCCUUCGCCCUCUGCGACUCGCCGGUCGGGCUCCUCGCGCUCGUGCUCAAGGUCCUCCGCGUCUUGGGAGCGCAGAAGCAGUUCUCACCAACAGAGAUCGUCACUCUGACGCAGACGGCGUGGCUUCCCGGCCCCGAGGCCGCACUGCGCUUCUGGGCUCACUGUCUUGCCCACGAGGAGGAGGCGCCGCCGAAGUCGGCUGUGAAGCCCAAGAUCGCAAUGACGGUGUUCACUGGCGAAGCAGCCACUGGGCCGAGUGAUGUCGAAGCGCAAGUUGUCGCGCCCCGUCCGGCGUCAGUCUCAUACGCGUGUCCGGCGUGGGCGAGGGUCUCGUACAACCUCCUCCACACGCGGCGGGCAUCGGUAACACCGGGCUUGGUCGCUUGGGAUGCCCCAGAGCACAUUUUUGAAGGGGUCCGCGGUCUGACAAAAGAGCUCCUGGCCAUCCCCAAUACGCUGAAACGCUCCGACCAGACCAUCGAGCCGCUGCAGGGCGUCAGUGUCCAGGGCGAUGGCUCACAAGGAGCGCAACAGAUGGCUAAGACUACUGGUGGCGAUAAUGUGCCGUCAACGCCGCAGGCCGAGGCUUCGUGGCGCCUUGAGAGGAUUCGCGAGGCUUCGGAGACACCCAACAAGUCGCAAAAGGACGGCGGAGGGGUGGAGGCCGACUUUGAUCAGGCUAGCCCUGAUACCAUCGUGGUCACCCCUCCAGGGAACUGA